Molecule: messenger RNA, 2062 nt
Organism: Platichthys flesus (European flounder)
Lineage: Eukaryota; Metazoa; Chordata; Actinopteri; Pleuronectiformes; Pleuronectidae
Exons: 9
Coding region: 137-1117 (326 amino acids)
Source: RefSeq, a predicted model, not a curated record
AAGAAGAGAAGCGCUUCCAUCCUGUUUACAUUGGAGUGCAGUCAGCUGGAGAUGGACCCAGACAGGGAGACAGACAGAGACACAGACAGACAGUAAGAAUGUGAGACAGGAACUUGAGCUCCUGCUCCUCAAGGAAAUGGACGAGAUCAGUCCUCUGUUGGGCAACGAACCCCAGGAGAGGACAGACCUUCUUUCUCCGAACCUGCAGCCGAGACACCAGCAACUGAUCCCAACGCCGUGUGGACCGAUAAAGCGGUGGUCGGAGCUGUCAUGUCGGCUGAAGCUUUACUUCUGUUUCACCAUAGCGUCUCUGCUGGCGCUGCUCGGCCUCACGCUCACCAGCGUCUACAAGCAGCGCACGGAGACGGACGUGUCUGAUGAGGACAACUUCUCCGUGUCUCUCAUCCAGAUGGUGGGAAUACUGUUCUGCAUCUACUACAUCAGCCGGGGCGUGCUGCAGGAGAACAGACAGGAGCUGGUGGUGUUCGUGCUCAGCGUGUUGAUCGUCAUGAUGCGAUCGGUGGUCAACUUCUCUGUGUCGGGGUCAAAGAGCAAGCAGGAGCUGCUGGUGCGUUUCGUGUGCAUCAUGUGUCUGGGCAUUGUGCACGUCUUCUGCACGUCGCUGCUCAUCAAGAGGCCCAACAUGAUGGCGUUCCGUGUGGGCGGGGCCUUGGAGAGUCUGCAGGAGCAGUACUUCUUGCUCAACCUGUGCUUCUCCAUGGUGACCUUUGACCUGCAAGCUCAGCUGUGUCUGUGUAUCCUCAUCACAACGUUGGACUCUGUCAUGUCUGCUCGCAACAGCAUCAUCCUGGGAGUUGGAGUGGUGUGGGCCUGCGUCACCGCCGCUGUAGGCGCCGUCGCAGUGUUGAAGGAAGCCAAGGUUCUGGUUUGGGUUUUCAUGCUGCAGAACCUUCCUCAAGUCGCCUUCUUUGUUUACCUGAUGUACACGGUGGGAGAGAAAUGGUUUGAGAACAAGACGUACACGCUGGAGGCCGCCGCCGUCACCGGAGCUUUGAUCUCACUGGUGAUUAAAGUGGUUUUAAUCUGGGGCCUCGUCAGACUCGUGCACAGCUUCGGUCAGGGUCUGAGGGAGAGAAUGUUUUCACCAAGCAAGUGAGAAAACCCCCAGUGGUCGAGGAGGAGAAUGCCAUCUGAGGACAUGAUAUCAGGAAGCAUCAGCAUCUGCAGAUUUUAUUCAACAUUAACUCCAACCAAAUAAUCAGUGAUUUUAUAAUCUUUUUAUUGCAUUUUUCAGCUUAAUGUGCAGAUCUAACUGUAUUGAGCUAACAUCUCUUUUGUCACUAUGCCUGUUGUACACAAUGUAAAACCCCACGCGUCAGCUCUAUGACCGCUAACGGUUUUGUAUGAAGUUACUUGUUUGUAGCUUGGACUCAUAAUGGUUUUUAACUUAUUGUUAGAGCUGCUUUUAGACAUUACAUUACUUUUCAUUUAGCUAACGAUUUUAUCCAAAGCAUCUUACAAUAAGUGCAUUGAACCAUGAGGGGUACAAACCCAGAACCACGAGAAUCAAGAAAGGAAAAUUUUCUCGGACAUGCACUGGGCUCUGGAUAACUUCCGGACAUUCGCCAAAGUGUCUCCUCCAAGCCCCCUGGUAGACACCACGAAUGCAUGAGGUCCUCUGGAGGAUUCACCAAGAGCGAGUGUUGUGUGUUGAUGACGUCUCUAACACGUGACAGACUCAUAACAGAUUAAAAAAGCUAAAAAGAAAACAAAGAGAGAUUUUGGUGUAAGAUCCGACGCGGAUGUCGAUGUAAACCAAACCAAAUGAUGGCUCCUGUGUUGUUAGCGUGUCCGAGUGGAGAACCUCCGGCUUCGUUGCUCAUGUGUGAAAGGUGAAGUCACUGUGCGGAGCUCCUGCAGAGUUCAUGUCUGAAAACAGCUUAUGUGCUGACGCCAAAGUUGCUUUUUUAAAACGUAUAUCUUGUGAAUCUACACACUGGAAUGUUGUAUUGAUUUGUUUUAUGUUACUGUUUUUUCUAAUCUUUCUACUGCACCUUAACAAACUGAAAGUGUUUUUAAAAUAUACAAAACCUUGAUUGUU